Molecule: messenger RNA, 240 nt
Organism: Phytophthora nicotianae INRA-310
Lineage: Eukaryota; Oomycota; Peronosporomycetes; Peronosporales; Peronosporaceae
Exons: 4
Coding region: 1-240 (79 amino acids)
Source: RefSeq, a predicted model, not a curated record
AUGAUGUUGAAAAUCAAGGUAAAACGAAAAAGUAUCCCUUUACCUAAGCAAGUGCGAGUGGUGCACGCCACUGUGAAAAAGAAACUAGAAAAGUACGCCACUUGUUUAGCUUUCUGGAUGAUCUCAGCUGACGUGUCGUCUUUCGAGAUAAAACUGGAAUGGCUACCGGGAUUAGUUACCGCAAAGAUUAGGGAGUACAUUACUUUUCCGUACAUGCGUGUUAUACUCUCCAGCUUGUAA